AUGGGAGACCAUGCAAGCAUCGUAGCCAAGAUCAUGAACUGCAUCACUGACCGCUGCCAGAAAGAAAUCAGACCAAUCCCUACCAUCUACAGUGAGGAACUCUGCAAACUGCGUGACAACGAAUGGGAUGAAGAGACAAGAACCGUUGUAGAGAAGAUACCCACCUUCAACUCCAAGAAGUCACAGCUGUACAGAGCCAGACGCAAGCUUACACCAAAGCUACCAAACACUACCCAGGACAUUGAUCUCGAGGGAAGAUGGACGGAAACCAACACUGGAGAGCGCUUCCUACACAUUGACGAUGGUGACCAGAACAGAAUCCUUGUCUUCGCCACAUCAGAGGACUUGGCUGAGCUCGCCACCGCCGACCGCAUCUACUGUGAUGGUACUUUCUACACGUGUCACAACAUCUUUCAUCAGAUCUACACGAUACACAUUGAGAUAGAUGGAUCCAUGUACCCAGUUGUCUACGCUCUUCUACCCGGGAAAAGUCAGCACAUCUACACAAGAUUCUUCACACUACUCAAGACAUUCAUGGCAGACAACCACCUACCCAUGUCGCCCGACACAGUAUUCGUUGACUUUGAGACAGCUGUCCACAACGCAAUCCGCACCGUCUUCCCAGGGACCGAUAUCAAGGGCUGCUUCUUCCACUACACCCAAUGCGUCUGGAGAAAGGCACUGAUGACUGGACUACAGCUUCCAUACCGGGACAACGAAGACAUCAGGAGACUGGUUCGCCGUGCAGCAGUCCUACCUCUGGUACCUGAGCAGCAAGUUGAGGAUGUCUGGUUUCACGCACUACAGGACAUUGAGUACGCCGACCUACCAGCUGACGUGACACCAUUCACGGACUAUGUUGUUGACCAAUGGGUGGAUGGAGACCGACCAGUUUGGAACCACUACGACAACGAUGGACCACGUACCACCAACCACCUAGAAGCCUGGCACGGGAAGCUGAAGAAGAUUGUGCAACACGCCCAUCCAAACAUCUUCGAGAUCAUCCAGACAUUCAAAGACAUUCAGGCUACCAACGAAAUUGCAAGACUCCAACGACGCGCCGGUGGAACCAGACGACCCCGACCCAAGAGGUACAGAAACAUUGACACCCGCCUUGCCCUGCUGAAACAGAGACUGGAGAGCAACACCAUAGACAUCAUUGCGUACGCUGAUGCAGCAUCUGAGCUUCUUCACUUGGGUUGA
Ylistrum balloti is the source of this 1203-nucleotide messenger RNA. RefSeq lists its product as uncharacterized. The coding region runs from base 1 to 1203 and encodes 400 amino acids. The record is from RefSeq and is a predicted model, not a curated record. Lineage: Eukaryota; Metazoa; Mollusca; Bivalvia; Pectinida; Pectinidae. The transcript has a single exon.